Molecule: messenger RNA, 1803 nt
Organism: Daucus carota subsp. sativus
Lineage: Eukaryota; Viridiplantae; Streptophyta; Magnoliopsida; Apiales; Apiaceae
Product: protein DETOXIFICATION 16
Exons: 8
Coding region: 132-1562 (476 amino acids)
Biological process (GO): xenobiotic detoxification by transmembrane export across the plasma membrane
Cellular component (GO): membrane
Molecular function (GO): antiporter activity; xenobiotic transmembrane transporter activity
Source: RefSeq, a predicted model, not a curated record
AAUUUAUUGAAAUGAGUAGAAAAGUUGACUAUGCUCACUACUUGAGCUUCAGACUCUAACUCUAUACAUAGGAAAGCACACAAUGAUUGAUUGUUUGUGUUAGAGAAUCAGAAAAUUUACAACUUGUGAAAAUGGAUAGACCCCUUAUAGAUAUUAGUGAUAAUGAUGACAUAAAUGGAGGGAUUACAAGAAAAGAUAUUGUAGAGGAAGUGCAGAAGCAGUUAUGGCUGGCUGGACCACUCAUCUGUGUAAGCUUUCUGCAGUCAUGUUUACAGUUGAUAUCAGUUAUGUUUGUUGGUCAUCUUGGAGAGUUGGCUCUUUCUGGUGCUUCUAUGGCCACCUCCUUUGCAACUGUCACUGGUUUCAGCUUAUUGAUGGGAAUGUCAUGUGCACUGGACACAUUUUGCGGCCAGUCAUAUGGAGCAAAACAGUAUGAUAAGGUCGGGAUACAUAUGCAAAGAGCCAUGUUCAUUCUUUCGCUUGUGAGCAUCCCCCUCGCGGUCAUUUGGGCAAAUACUGGCAUCAUUCUGAAAGCUUUAGGUCAAGAUCCAGCAAUAUCAGAAGAAGCCGGACUAUAUGCUCAGUACAUGAUCCCUAGCCUUUUUGCAUACGGCCUUCUGCAAUGUCACGUUAGAUUCUUACAAACUCAAAACAUAGUCUUCCCAAUGAUGGUAAGCUCUGGAAUUACAACUCUGCUACAUGUUUUCGUUUGUUGGAUUCUGGUUUUCAAGUCUGGCCUAGGUAGUAGAGGAGCUGCUUUGGCCAAUUCCAUCUCUUAUUGGAUAAAUGUGGUGCUUUUGGCAAUUUAUGUGAAGUUCUCUUCUUCGUGUGCAAGAACUUGGACCGGGUUCUCAAAGGAAUCCCUUCAGAACAUCCCUAGUUUCAUUAGACUAGCGGUUCCUUCAGCUGUGAUGGUCUGCUUGGAAAUGUGGUCAUUUGAAAUGAUAGUAUUACUCUCUGGUCUUCUUCCUAAUCCACAGCUAGAGACUUCUGUACUCUCAAUAUGUCUCAAUACUACUACAAACUUUUGGAUGAUACCGUUCGGGCUCAGUGGCUCCGUGAGUACAAGGGUUGCAAAUGAAUUGGGUGCAGGUCAUCCACAAGCUGCACGUUUGGCGGUUUAUGUGGUCUUUGCCAUGGCUCUUACGGAGGGCAUCCUUCUAGGAAUGGUUAUCCUGCUAAUUCGUAAUAUCUGGGGAUAUGCCUACAGCAAUGAAGUAGAAGUGGUCCAAUAUGUAGCCAUCAUGAUGCCUAUUCUUGCAAUAUCAAACUUCUUUGAUGGCCUUAUGACUGUGCUUUCAGGUGUUGUUAGAGGAUGUGGCCGGCAAAAAAUUGGAGCAUAUAUAAAUCUUGGAUCAUAUUACAUAGUGGGCAUCCCCUGUGCUGUUUUGUUUGCCUUUGUUCUGCAUAUUGGAGGAAAGGGCCUCUGGGUGGGAAUCAUCUGUGGACUCAUUCUUCAAGGGUUCUUCUUUUUUGUUUUGGUUGCGCGAAUCAACUGGAACGAAGAAGCAAUGAAGGCCAAAGAUAGAGUAUGUGAUACGACUGUUGGUAUAAUCUCAUGAAGUAUUCCAGAUGACCAAGUGGCAUGCGAAGAAAGAAAAUACGAGGGUGUCGUUGCAGAAAAACAAGCUUCUUAGCAUAUAUUAGACGAAUAAGGGUGAUUAUAUAUGUUUUCUAGCUUCAAUAUGUUAAAGUUUUUCGAAAAGGGAUAGAGGGGCUCGUAAUGUGACGAGAGAAUUGCUACUCUGUAUGAUUAACAGAUUGCUACUUUGUUGAAACUGGGAAUAAGACUGGUCUCUCGAA